Solea solea (common sole) is the source of this 1283-nucleotide messenger RNA. RefSeq names its product MAPK regulated corepressor interacting protein 2 (gene mcrip2). The transcript has 5 exons. The coding region runs from base 493 to 921 and encodes 142 amino acids. NCBI's taxonomy places the organism in Eukaryota, Metazoa, Chordata, Actinopteri, Pleuronectiformes, Soleidae. The record is from RefSeq and is a predicted model, not a curated record.
CCUGAUGCAUAAUCGCAGAGUGCUGUGUCCUUGCGUUCUGUCAUAAGAGUCCAAGCAUCGCCGGCAGCUCCGGACCAUCAGCAGGAGAACAGAGGACAGAGUGUCCGACCAAGAGUGUGUCUGUCUCGGACACCAGGAAGCAGAGUUUACCCUCCUCUCUCUCCCGGCAUGUGGAGCCGCUUUCUCCUUGGGUGACCUACACGCCACCUCUCUUCCCGUCCGUACGUCACAGCUCAACACCUGCUGGUCAAGAGGAGCGGAGGGUCAAGAAGACUCAAGUCCAACCGAGACUCUCCUGCAGGCUUCUUCAGGCCCAAUGUGGAGCAGCUGACACCGGCCAACUACACCGACACUGACACGCUGAGGACACUCGAAGUCCAGUCGUGUCUGCAGCGUCAGGUGGAGACAAAGUGACAGGACAGUGUCCGUGUUUGCGUCUGCGGGAUUUAAACAAAACGGACCAGAGAUUUUCUUGGACUAACUGUCGUUCACAUGAUGUACACAAUCACCAGAGGUCCCAGCAAACUUGUUACACAACGGAGGACAGGUCCAACACAACAGAUCGAGAGCAAAUUCAGCGACUUAAAGCUCAAGCCGACGACUUGGCUCGCGACGAACUCUCCGCCCCCAAAGAUCGUAUUCAACCGCCUCAACGGGAAGCGCUACCACAGUGCGGCCGCGCAGAGAGCCAACAGCCCCACAGAGGGAUUCACUCCUGCACAUGAGGAGAACGUCAGAUUCGUAUAUGAAGCGUGGCAGGAGGUGGAGCAGAAGCUGGGGGGCGGGGGCAGCGGGGAGUCAACAAACAGGCCGGGGCCCGUCCAGUACACAGAGAAGACCCCCAGUGCUGCGAUGAAGAACUUUGUGCCCAUCGACCUGGACGAGUGGUGGGGUCAGCGCUUUCUUGCCAACCUGUCGUGAUUGUCUGAGGCUUUAAAUGUGCACAGGAAGCAGCAGAAGGAAGCAGUUCAGCAGUUGAUGCUCCAUCGGUGAAGGCAUCACAGGAGCGAGGGAGGAGCAGAGUCCGUCCCCAGGAUCUGUGGCGCGAGAGGGCAGUGCGUAAUUUGGAAUUAGAUUUGAGGCAACAACACAGGCCUGACUGUGAACACAGCGCUGACCUGACUUUGUGCUGUGCUCUCUCUCCUACUACUGAACGACGUUUUGGAUAGAAGUUAUGAGAUUGUGCUUGUUCAAGAAUCUCCUCCUCCUCCUUCUUUCUCAAGUGUGCUCUGCUGUAUGUUUGUCUUUGCUGAUCUUGGAAUUUAAAUAUACUUGAGAACAAA